GUUACCAAGCGAGCGGCGCAAACGGCCGCCGCGGCCUCAUGGCGCCAUGGAGAGGCAGCUGCGGCCCGUCUACGAGGGGAGGUUCACCGACUGGUUUCCCGAGCUGUCGGCCGCUGGAAAGUUGCUUUUCACUGGCGAUACGGCUGCGGGUUGCCUGACUGAGGUUUUACUCAGGCCCAUUACUCCACCUACUGUGCGAAAGUUUCGAAAUACAACAAAUCCAGCUCCUGGUGUUGAAAGAAUAUUCUACGGCAGAGCAGAUGAUCCUGACAUUGCAUCUCACUUGACACAUGGCAUAGAGUCACGUCCUUCACACAGUAAUAAACCAGACAAAACACCCAUCUCCCUUACCUUCCCCAACCGUAUAUUUAUUCCUUACUUUCCAGAUGUAUCAGGUGGAAAGCUUAUAAAUCUACCAAAAACUUUUGAGGAAGUAGAUAAAGAAGCCAGAGAAGGACAUGAUCUGUACAUUGUGUCACACAGCGAUUAUUAUGUGGGGGAAGCAAUAAAUAGGAAGUAUGUCUCUCCAAACUUCAGUGAGUCUUUUGUUUAUGGAAUAAAACCCCCUCACUUUAAAGAUGGGCGAUACGUAUCCAAAUCCUUAAAUUGGCACUCUGCUCCGGAAUCGUUAGGAAGGAAUGUGCUUAUUAACAGUAUAGCAGAAACUAAGAAUGUUCCCUCAGACCGUACAUUUGGAGUGUCACUCUGUCCAUAUAAAUAUGGAGUUGCUGAUCUUAUUCACCAUGGGGUUCCAUGUGAGAUCCUCCAUGGUAAAGACAGAGGGAGAACUCUUUUGACUGAAGUUCGGCAGAGUUUGAAGAAAGCUAACUAUGAGAAUUUUGACAUGCUGCUAGAAGCAUUCAGGCAUUAUGAUAAGAAUGGUGAUGGAAUGAUAGACAAGGACAGCCUAUGAAAAUCCUGUUUUCAGCUCAGUCUGAAUGUAGAUGAUGAGCUCCUGGAUUCCUUAUUUGACUGUUGUGAUUUGGAUAAAGAUGGUCUGAUUAAUUAUUUGGAGUUCAGAAACUUUCUGAACUGGAAAAACAGAACAGCUGUUAAAGAGUUUGAAGAAAAAAUAAUUACAAAAGCAGAAAAAAUGGAUGCUCUUUUUCUGCCUGAAGACACAAAGAUAAAUGAGGAGCUGAAGCAGCAAGAUCUUGUGUUAAAAGAACUGGGAAGCUCAGAAAAGACUCCAGAAAUACUUACAAGACCAACAGAUCAUGUAUUUGCAAAUUAUCAAACAACUUCUUCUCAGUACAAUGCUGUAGUAGGUGGUCUCCCAACAACCUGUUGUCCAGUGCGUGGUGUUCCAAGUAUUCAUUCAGAUCUUCCUGCUCCUCGAAUUCGCCGCCUCAGUGACAGAACUAAUUAUGGUGACGAUGCCAGUGCUUAUGCAUUAUUGUUCCCUUCUGUCUUCAGUCAAAAGGGAGUGUAUGAAAAAGACUUUUUAAGAACAAGACCGAAGGCAGAGAUUGCAGGAAUUCUUCGCAACAUUGGUGUGAACAUUUCAGAUGAAAGGUUUGAGGAGAUAUGGAAGCAAGCCUCUAUGAAGCAUCAGAAAGAAGAGGUUUGUGUAGAAAGCAUCAAGAAUGUACUGGAUGUGAUACAUGCAUCACAUACAGAAACUAGUUGCUAAUUCUAGUCUUUGGGCAUUGCAUUUAUUUAAAUUGACAUUGCUUAUAAUUCUGGUGCUGAGAAAAAUAAACAUUUUCAAUAACAUGUUUACAGAA
This is a messenger RNA of Strigops habroptila (Kakapo), 1727 nucleotides long. RefSeq names its product EF-hand domain family member B (gene EFHB). NCBI's taxonomy places the organism in Eukaryota, Metazoa, Chordata, Aves, Psittaciformes, Psittacidae. The transcript is spliced from 12 exons. The record is from RefSeq and is a predicted model, not a curated record. Gene Ontology annotation, molecular function: calcium ion binding.